AUGCCGCGGGGCCGUCCCCCGAAGCCCCGGGACGGUGCGGCGCGUGGCGACUCCGAUGGCCUUUUGGCAUUGAAUGAGGAGAACCUUGACGAUGACUGUCCAGUCCCCAGCUUCCACAAAUGUGAAAUUUGUCUGCUGUCUUUUCCAAAAGAAUCUCAGUUUCAGCGCCACAUGAGGGAGCAUGAGCAAAAUGACAAGCCACACCGAUGUGAUCAGUGCCCCCAGACAUUUAACGUUGAGUUCAAUCUGACGCUUCAUAAAUGUACCCACAAUGCAGAAGACCCCGUGUGUCCUGUGUGCAACAAGAAGUUCUCUCGAGUGGCCAGUCUCAAAGCGCAUAUUAUGCUCCAUGAGAAAGAAGAGAACCUCAUCUGCUCUGAGUGUGGGGAUGAGUUCACGUUGCAGAGCCAGCUGGCCAUUCACAUGGAGGAGCACCGGCAGGAGCUGGCCGGCACCCGGGUCCACACCUGCAAGGCCUGUAAGAAGGAGUUUGAGAGCACGCCAGAGCUGAAGGAGCACAUGAAGACUCACUGUAAAGUUAGGACAUCAGGUACAAGAUCUUAUAAUCGGAAUAUUGACAGAAGUGGCUUCACAUAUUCAUGUCCACACUGUGGGAAGACAUUUCAGAAGCCCAGCCAGUUAACCCGACAUAUAAGGAUACACACAGGAGAAAGGCCAUUCAAGUGUAGUGAAUGUGGAAAGGCUUUUAACCAGAAGGGGGCGCUGCAGACCCACAUGAUCAAGCACACGGGUGAAAAGCCCCACGCCUGUUCCUUCUGUCCUGCUGCCUUUUCUCAGAAGGGGAACCUUCAGUCCCAUGUUCAGAGAGUCCACUCGGAGGUCAAGAAUGGGCCUACCUAUAACUGUACUGAAUGUAGCUGUGUAUUUAAAAGUUUAGGCAGCUUAAACACUCAUAUCAGCAAGAUGCAUAUGGGCGGGCCCCCGAAUUCCACCGCUACAGAGACUGCGCACAUUAUAACAGCCACACUCUUUCAGACGCUGCCUCUGCAACAGGCCGAAGUCCAGGUCUCAGCAGCCUCCAGUCAGCAGAAUUCUCAGGCAGUGACUGACGUCAUCCAGCAGCUUCUGGAGCUGUCCGAGCCAGGUCCUGUGGAGACACAGCAGUCCCCGCAGUCUGGGCGACAACUGAGCAUGACUGUGGGCAUCAGCCAGGACAUCCUCCAGCAAGCCUUAGAAAACAGUGGGCUGUCUUCACUUCCAGUUGCAGCACCUCCCAGUGACUCUACAGUGCCACCUCGGAGUCCACAAGCCUCUGGUGUCUCUGUUGAGCAAGCUGACCCCACAGACCCAGGCCAGGACAAGGGGCAGGAAAGCCCCGAGAAGACAGAUAGGAAAGAGAAAAAAGUGGUGAAGAAGAAGUCACCGUUCCUACCAGGCUCUAUUCGGGAGGAGAAUGGGGUGCGGUGGCAUGUGUGUCCCUAUUGCACCAAGGAGUUUCGGAAGCCCAGUGAUCUUGUGCGCCAUAUCCGUAUCCACACCCAUGAGAAGCCCUUCAAGUGUCCACAGUGUUUCCGGGCCUUUGCUGUGAAGAGCACACUGACUGCUCACAUCAAAACCCAUACCGGCAUCAAGGCCUUCAAGUGCCAGUACUGCAUGAAGAGCUUUUCCACCUCAGGGAGCCUCAAGGUGCACAUACGCCUGCACACAGGAGUUAGACCUUUUGCUUGUCCUCACUGUGAUAAAAAAUUCCGAACCUCAGGCCAUAGGAAGACUCAUAUAGCUUCCCACUUCAAACACACGGAAUUGAGGAAGAUGAGGCACCAGCGCAAACCUGCGAAGGUUCGGGUCGGCAAGUCAAAUGUUCCCGUUCCCGACAUUCCUUUGCAAGAACCAAUUCUUAUAACAGACUUGGGUCUUAUCCAGCCCAUUCCAAAAAACCAGUUUUUCCAAAGUUAUUUUAACAAUAACUUUGUCAAUGAAGCAGAUAGACCAUACAAGUGUUUUUACUGCCAUCGAGCAUAUAAAAAAUCCUGCCAUCUCAAACAACAUAUCAGGUCACAUACAGGCGAAAAGCCUUUCAAAUGCUCUCAGUGUGGAAGAGGCUUUGUCUCUGCAGGAGUGCUCAAAGCCCACGUCCGCACACACACCGGGCUGAAGUCCUUCAAGUGUCUGAUUUGUAAUGGCGCCUUCACCACUGGUGGCAGCUUACGGCGACAUAUGGGUAUACACAAUGACCUUCGUCCCUACAUGUGUCCCUAUUGCCAGAAAACAUUUAAGACCUCACUGAAUUGCAAAAAACAUAUGAAAACCCAUAGGUACGAGCUGGCCCAGCAGCUCCAGCAGCACCAGCAGGCCACCUCAAUGGACGACGGCACCGUGGAUCAGCAGGGCAUGCAGGUGUCGGCUCCCUUGCCGGUGGAGAUGGAGGGGGCAGAGCUGCAACAGAGCGCGGAUGGCGUCACCGCAGACCCUGAAGCCAUGCUGGAGCUAGGACCACAGCACGUGGUGGGCACUGAAGAUGAGGCCCUUGGGCAGCAGCUGACGGAUCAACCUUUAGAAGCCGAUGAAGAUGGGUUUGCAGCCCCUCAGGACCCUCUCCCAGGGCCCAUGGACCAAUUUGAAGAGCAGACUACUUCACAGCAGUCCUUUGAGUCGGCAGGAUUAUCACAAGGUUUUACAGUGACUGACACAUACAAUCAACAGACUCAGUUUACACCUGUGCAACAGCUGCAGGAUUCCAGCACUCUUGAGUCUCAGGCCCUGUCCACGAGUUUCCACCAGCAGAACUUACUGCAGGACCCAAGCUCUGACACCAUGAACGUGGCAACUCGCUUGCUUCCAGAGUCAUCCCAAGAGGAGCUGGACCUGCAGACACAGCGCCCACCAUUCCUGGAGGACAGUGAGGACCAGAGCAGGCGCUCUUACAGGUGUGACUACUGCAGCAAAGGCUUCAAGAAGUCCAGCCACUUAAAGCAGCAUGUGCGGUCCCACACAGGGGAGAAGCCCUAUAAGUGCAAGCUCUGUGCGCGUGGUUUCGUCUCCUCUGGUGUCCUCAAGUCCCAUGAGAAGACACACACAGGAGUGAAGGCAUUCAGCUGCGGCAUCUGCAAUGCCUCCUUCACCACCAACGGCAGCCUCACGCGGCACAUGGCCACACACAUGAGCAUGAAGCCGUACAAAUGUCCGUUCUGUGAAGAGGGCUUCCGCACUGCCGUUCACUGUAAAAAGCACAUGAAGAGACACCAGACGGUCCCCUCUGCUACCUCAGCACCAGCAGAGACAGAGGGAGGAGACACGUGUGUUGAGGAAGAGGAAGAAAACUCUGACAGAAGUGCAUCGAGGAAGCCUCGUCCUGAGGUCAUUACUUUCACAGAGGAGGAAACAGCCCAGCUGGCCAAGAUUCAGCCCCAGGAGAGUGCUACAGUGUCUGAGAAGGUCCUGGUGCAGUCGGCUGCAGAAAAGGACCGCAUCAGCGAGAUGAAGGAUAAGCAGGCAGAGCUGGAGGCUGAGCCCAAGCAUGCCAACUGCUGCACAUACUGCCCCAAGAGCUUCAAGAAGCCCAGUGACCUGGUGAGGCAUGUUCGAAUCCAUACUGGAGAAAAGCCAUAUAAGUGUGACGAAUGUGGGAAAAGCUUUACUGUGAAAUCAACUCUUGAUUGCCAUGUGAAGACCCACACAGGCCAGAAGCUGUUCAGCUGCCAUGUGUGCAGCAAUGCUUUCUCCACAAAGGGCAGCCUGAAGGUCCACAUGCGCCUGCACACGGGGGCGAAGCCCUUCAAGUGCCCACACUGCGAGCUGCGCUUCCGCACGUCUGGGCGGAGGAAGACUCAUAUGCAGUUCCAUUACAAACCGGAUCCCAAGAAAGCCAGAAAGCCCGUGACACGAAGCUCGUCAGAAGCCCUCCAGCCUGUGAGCCUCCUCAGCCCCUCCCCCACCGACCCCAGUGUGCUCAUCAUGAACAACUCUGUUCUGACGGGGCAGCUGGACCAAAGCUUGCUUCAACAAGGGCUGGUGGGCCAAGCUAUCCUGCCCGCCUCAGUGUCAGCUGGUGGCGACUUGACGGUGUCUUUGACAGAUGGGAGCUUGGCCACCCUGGAAGGUAUCCAGUUACAACUUGCUGCUAAUUUGGUUGGACCAAAUGUUCAGAUAUCUGGAAUUGAUGCCUCCAGCAUUAAUAAUAUCACCUUACAGAUUGAUCCAAGCAUUUUGCAGCAAACACUGCAGCAGGGCAACCUGCUCACUCAGCCACUCGCCGGGGAGCCUGGCACAGCCUCACAGAGCAGCUCUCUGCAGACGCCGGACAGCACCGUCCCAGCCAGUGUAGUCAUUCAGCCCAUCUCAGGCCUGUCCUUACAGCCCACGGUGACCUCUGCUAAUUUGACCAUUGGCCCGCUGUCUGAACAGGAGUCUGUGCUGACCACCAGCAGCAGUGCAGGGGCGCAAGACCUCACUCAAGUGAUGACUUCACCAGGCCUUGUGUCCACCUCCACGGGCCCCCACGAGAUCACCCUGACCAUCAACAACUCGAGUCUCAGCCAGGUUCUGGCUCAGGCUGCUGGCCCCACCGCCACAUCGUCCUCGGGGUCUCCACAGGAGAUCACUCUGACAAUCUCUGAACUCAAUCCUACAAGUGGGAGUCUUCCUUCAACAACACCAAUGUCACCAUCAGCCAUCUCAACCCAGAACCUGGUCAUGUCUUCAUCAGGUGUGGGAGGGGACGCCAGUGUCACACUGACCCUGGCUGAUACUCAGGGCAUGCUGUCUGGAGGCCUGGACACCGUUACCUUGAACAUCACUUCUCAGGGCCAGCAGUUCCCUGCCUUGCUCACGGAUCCCUCUCUCUCAGGCCAAGGUGGAACAGGUUCACCGCAAGUCAUACUAGUGAGCCACACUCCGCAGUCCUCAUCCGCUGCUGGUGAAGAAAUCACUUACCAGGUGACCGAUGUCUCUGCCCAGCUGACGCCUAGCAGCCAGCCCGAGAAGGAGGGCCCUGCUCACCAGUGCCUAGACUGCGACCGUGCGUUCUCGUCAGCCGCCGUGCUCAUGCAUCACAGCAAGGAGGUGCACGGCAAGGAGCGCAUCCAUGGCUGCCGAGUCUGCAGGAAGGCCUUCAAGCGUGCCACACACCUCAAGGAGCACAUGCUGACACACCAGGCGGGCCCCUCACUCAGCUCUCAGAAGCCCAGAGUCUUCAAAUGUGACACUUGUGAAAAGGCAUUUGCGAAACCAAGCCAGCUGGAGCGACAUAGCCGUAUCCACACAGGGGAGCGGCCGUUCCGCUGCACGCUGUGCGAGAAGGCCUUCAACCAGAAGAGCGCGCUGCAGGUGCACGUGAAGAAGCACACGGGCGAGCGGCCCCACCGCUGCGCCCACUGCGCCAUGGGCUUCACGCAGAAGAGCAACAUGAAGCUGCACAUGAAGCGCGCGCACAGCUGCGGGGGAACCUUUCAGGGGGCCACCGUGGUCCAGGAGCAGGACGGGGAGGAGCUGAGGACCCUCCACCUGGAGGAGGUGGUGCAGGAGGCGGCGGGCGAGUGGCAGACCCUUACCAACGUGUUCUGAAGCCACGCGGGGCCUAAGAGUGUUCCUGAAGUUUCAUUUGUGACGAGCAAAGCUCUCAGAGUUUGUUUUAAAACGUCAAGUGUUAAAAAUCUACCACAGUAGUUUUUUAGCUAUAAAAUUAUCUAAAGAAUCAUUGUCUUUCAGAGAGACUUACAGGGGAAAACUGGGGAAAGUGUCAGUGCGCUGGGCUCAUUGUCUGCAGAUCACUGAGCUGCGGCACUCCCACGGCCAGUGCAUGUCGUUCACAGAUGAACUGGAUUUUAAAAUAUCAUUGCGGUGUGAUUUUUGUGUUAGCAAAGACAAGUUAACAUGGACAAACACAGUAUGAUAGGUACGUGAAAUUCAGACAGAAACCGUGCCAUCACACACAGGGAUGUUUUCCACUUUUUACUCUUUAUUUUGAAAGUUAGUAGCCAUCAAUUCUUUUUUAGCCCACUCUUAAGUUAAUAUAAUGAUUGCCUUGAGAAAUGGCUGGACCAGUUCUCUCUCCACCAGACACCUAAUCCCUAGUUAAAAGAAUGCAGGAUCUGGCGCCAGCAGGGGAUGGAAGAACUCUGACUCACAGUCGAGGACUGCUGUCCACCUGACAUCCAUACGCUUGCUGCGUGCGUCUGUCCCCACACUGCAGAAGCACAAGCCAUACCCUGCGAGCAUGAAGUGACCGAGUUGUCUCCUAAGGGACAAGUCAUUGUUUCUGUCCACCUCAGUGAGCUCACUUAUAGUUUAAGAAUAAGGUCCCACAAAAACCCUGUAACUCUCUUUUCAUGCGUAAGGAGUGUGUUUUUAUUUCAGGGAAUUCCUUAGUGUCAUCAGUGGUGCCACAUGAGACAUGUCCCAAACCAAAUCCCUCCCUCGCUGGGCACUGCGUGCUCCGCAGCAUUCCAAAGACAGAAGUUCUUUCUCCACCUCAUGUUGAUUCCCUCACCACUAUUUAUAUGUCCUUUGUGAAUAUGUGUGUAUAUAGACAGAUCUACGGGCCUCCGUGUGGCCGAGAAGUAUAUUUUGUAAAUAGCAAUAGAACUCAUCACGAGCUGCAGCCCAGGUCACUGCGGGUGCGCUUCAGACCGCGUCAUGUUCAUUUUGUUAAAUAAAUGGAUAUCUUUUUCAUUGUAACAUAAAGCUGGGCUCUAUUUUUUUCUGAAAAAAAUAAUUGCCUUUAUUUUCUCUCAUUGCCUCCUUGGUUUCCGAAGAGAGCAGUUUUAUUAUAUAUUAUGUGACUUGCUUCUGAGCAAGAGACAUUUCACUGUCAUCUUGAAGGGCAUCUGUUGAUUUUGUCUGUUCACUUUUGUCAUCUGUAUAUAAGUAAUAUUGACAGUGACAUGAAAACUUUUGUUAUGUGAAGAUAUUUAAGUCAGAAAACUUAAAUAAUAUUACCUUUUUUCCAAACUGCUUUGUGUAUUGUAUAUUUUUUUAAGAAAAGAAAAGCCUUACUUGACUGACUUCUUGUGGUACUGGACCUAUGAACCCGAGGCUCCUGAAUGUCAGUGUGUAUACCUGGCUGUGCUAGUGUUUUCACAAUAAUUGUAAUUGUGCCAGAGCCUUACGGGCUCUGCUUUUAAUGCACUUUUUCUUUUAUAAUUUUGUAUUAAAAUAUUUUAGAAAUGUUAACUUAGUGAACAAAUAUCCCCAAAGUUAAAAUUAUUGGAAUUUAAAAUUUUUGUUCUUGUUGGGUUAUUUAUUUUGCUUUUAUUUAGCAUUAAAUAUCAUCUCAGGACAUCUGUGAAGAGGUUGGCUCCUUCUGAUUGUGCAGUGACAAUGUGCUAUGAUGUGGGUCACUUGCUGUGUAAGUAAGACCUUGGGAGAUGAAUCUGAGGCCUGCUUUUAUUUUUGUUAAAGAAAAAAAAAUCUGCCAGUAAUCUGUUUUGUGUCUUUUCUCAAUUUAUUACCAAGCAAACAUGGCAUUUACGUACUCUUUGAUUUACUCCCCUACUCUAAAAAGCUGCUGCUUUGCAAAACAUUCCUUGAAAAAUACAAGGUUUUGAAGACAUAAUUCACUUGAAUCUCUGUGGUUUACAGGUUUAUCUUUGUAUUUUACUGUUUAAUUGAAAAUUUGUUUCAGGAAAGAGAUUUCUAGCCUCAUGGAUAACCAGGGUUUUGAGGAUAGAGAACUGUAUUUUUAGAACUGUCCAUAGAUUAUCUGCUUUGAAAAGCUCAGUAUAAAAUAGUGUGAGGAAAUGAUUGGUAAAACAUGUCUCUGGUAGAGCAGGUUGGUGGGGGUGUAAUUUCAGUUCAGGUAUUUUUGCAGAAGGAGAGCUGUGUUUCCUUCCCCCGGGUGAAAUCAGGACAGUGCGUGUCCUUGCAGUGUGUCCCCACGGAGCUUCGCAUGGACGUGGGGAAUGUGGCUCGUGACGGCGACUCCUGCGAGGGCCAUGCGCUCCUCUGCAGCCACUGUGUACCUUGUGAAAGCUCCCAGUGCAGGAACUGCCAAGCCAUCCCUAAAGGCACAAGUCACCUCCCAAGAUGCCAGUCAUGAGACGGGUGCUGCUGAGGAGGCCAGGGUAGCUGGAGAAACAUCCAGAAGGCCAGUAGAUUGAGAGAGAAACGUGCUGUGAACUUGGAAGCUUCCCACACACAGCAGCUCUGCUUGAGCACUGGGGACCCUGGAUAGUGGUAAGAAGAGCCCCUAGGGGAGCGGGCUUGCCUAUAGGUGGUCCAGAAUCCCCUCCACAUGCUGCCAGCUGUACUAGUGAGGUCUCCAUUCAUUCAUUCCUGUGCCCUCUGCUGUCUUUAAUGAAAUCUGAGUUUUGAAAUGGCAGCCUGGGUUCUGUACCUUGCUCGGAACUCUCCCACACACUCAAGCGUGAGAUGAGUGCAUCCCUACAGAACGGACCUCAGAAGUUGGCCUGGCUGCUUCCAGUGGACCGCACAGUUUGGAGAAGGGUAUUCAUCAAGACUCGCAUUUCACGCUAAAUGACCAUCACACAGAAUUAUGAAAGUAGCAUUUUGUGAGAUCCACAGAACUGCCUUCCGGUCUGCAUGUCUAGGAGUAUGACUCCUCCUUUUUUCUCCCAAGCUUAUUUCUAAGUCCACACUGUGCCCUCUCUCCAUCAAGAGUGAAUCUAGGGCCCAGUCCUGGCUGAUCUUGAGUCUCCUGCAUGCUGAGGUUGGCGGCAGCGAGAGGCGACCACACUUAAGUUCGCAGGCUCCCUUUGUGCUCCGUCUAUAUUCAUGGGCUGUAGGUGCCUUGAGUUUUUAGAAUAGUCUUGAGCCAGGUGUGAUGAUGCAUGUCUGCAAUCCCAGCACCUGGAGCCAGAGGCAGGAGGGUCUGGAGUUCUUCAAGGUCAUCUUCCAUUACAUAGCGAGUUUGAGGCUGGUUUGGGAUAUGUGAGACCCCGUGUCCAAAAUAAGUAUUUCAAAAGAGCCUACUCACAUAGCUCAAUUUAGUGUCGCUUAACAAAACCUAUUUUGAUGUCUGGUUGGAUCUGGACUCAAGAACGGGAGCAGCAGGUACCAGCAUGCCCGUAGCCAAGGCCAGGGGGACACUGUUCUCUGAGAGGUACAGAUGGCAGGAGUUGUAUCUGGUCACUGCUUGUCUUUUGUGAAUUACUCCCUUCUCAGACAUGCUUGUGUGCGGGUGGGUGCACACACACACACUCCUAGACUCCAUUUCACCCUCCACCCACUUGGAGGCGUGGUGGGUUUGGGUAUAGCUGCCUGGUGACUAAGGCACUAAGGAGUAAAGAUGUGUUCCGACUGUCAGGAGCAGUAGGUGGUAAUCAUAAAGAUUUUGCUAUUUAAUCUUUUUCUAAAUGUCAUACUUUACAGCAUGAAGACUUUUGUAUUAAAUCAAGAUUUGUAUUAUAUUUGACAAGUUCUGAAAUGCCAUAGUGAUUGUUCUCAAGUCACCACUUAAGAAAAUUUAAAGUUAAUUUUUUAAUUUACAGAGUUCUCUUUUUAAUCUUCAAAAUUGUCUC
This is a messenger RNA of Jaculus jaculus (lesser Egyptian jerboa), 9437 nucleotides long. RefSeq names its product zinc finger protein 236 (gene Znf236). Gene Ontology annotation, cellular component: nucleus. NCBI's taxonomy places the organism in Eukaryota, Metazoa, Chordata, Mammalia, Rodentia, Dipodidae. Bases 1 to 5523 code for a protein of 1840 amino acids. Gene Ontology annotation, biological process: regulation of transcription by RNA polymerase II. The transcript is spliced from 31 exons. Gene Ontology annotation, molecular function: RNA polymerase II cis-regulatory region sequence-specific DNA binding; DNA-binding transcription factor activity, RNA polymerase II-specific. The record is from RefSeq and is a predicted model, not a curated record.